Molecule: messenger RNA, 978 nt
Organism: Closterium sp. Yama58-4
Lineage: Eukaryota; Viridiplantae; Streptophyta; Zygnematophyceae; Desmidiales; Closteriaceae
Source: the annotation of a GenBank genome assembly
AUGAAGGCUGUUGUUUUUGACGAGCCUGGAGGUGCAGAGGUCCUCCAGGUUCGGGAGGUUCCGAUGCCUGAGGUUCGGGAAGGGGAGGUGCUGAUUCGUGUCGCUGCUACUGCUUUGAAUAGAGCCGAUAUCAUGCAACGCCUGGGAUCCUAUCCUCCACCUAAAGGUGCAUCACCCAUUCUUGGUCUAGAGUGCUCUGGCACUGUCGAGUCGGUUGGCUCUCACGUAACACGCUGGAAGGUUGGCGAUCAGGUCUGUGCACUGCUGGCUGGGGGUGGAUACGCCGAGUAUGUAUCAGUACCUGAGUCCCAGAUUCUUCCAGUGCCAGACGGUGUGCCGCUAGUGGACGCUGCAGCUCUACCGGAGGCUGCAUGCACGGUGUGGUCCACUGUCUUCAUGAUGGCGAAGCUGCAGCCUGGAGAGUCGUUUCUGGUGCAUGGUGGAUCCAGUGGUAUUGGUACAUUUGCUAUUCAGUUGGCGAAACUGCUCGAAAGUCGUGUCUUCUGUACAGCUGGCUCAACAGAGAAGCUGGAUCGGUGCCGUCAACUGGGUGCGAACGUAACAAUCAACUAUCGCAAGGAGGAUUUUCUGGCACGUGUCAAGGAGGAGACUAGUGGGAAAGGUGUAAAUGUGAUACUUGACAACAUGGGCGCUUCCUACAUGGAGAAGAACCUUUCUUGCCUGGCGGAGGAUGGCCGAAUGGUUGUGAUAGGCCUCCAGGGUGGUCGCAUUGGCAGUGUGGAUCUAGGACGCAUGUUGAUGAAGCGGCUUUCCCUGCAUUCUGCAGGCCUAAGGUCCAGACCACUGGAUCAGAAGACAGAGAUUGUGAGGGAAGUGGGGGCCAACGUUUGGCCACUCAUUUCCUCUGGACAAUUGAAGCCCAUAAUAUUUCAGGAGCUCCCCAUGGCAGAUGUGCAAGUUGCACACGCGUUGAUGGAGUCAAGUGUUCACAUUGGAAAAAUAGUACUAAUUCCGUGA